Messenger RNA from Populus trichocarpa (black cottonwood), 2259 nucleotides. RefSeq lists its product as uncharacterized. The record is from RefSeq and is a predicted model, not a curated record. The coding region runs from base 1 to 2259 and encodes 752 amino acids. Gene Ontology annotation, molecular function: nucleic acid binding; RNA-DNA hybrid ribonuclease activity. NCBI's taxonomy places the organism in Eukaryota, Viridiplantae, Streptophyta, Magnoliopsida, Malpighiales, Salicaceae. The transcript has 7 exons.
AUGGCUAGGAUUGAAGGAAAGAAGCCUGAAGAAGAAAGCUUAGCCAUCCCCCCAAUUAGGAUUUCGUUUCCGAAGGCCGCAUAUGUGAUGCAGCCUGAUAAGGGACAUGGAAACCUCCUUCAGAAGCUUUCUUCAAUGAACAUAAACACUCUGGAGGAAGAUCAAGUCGAGGACAUUGCCGAGAAGAUUGAAUCCGGAAGAAGGGAUGAAGAGCUGCCGCAAUUAACCAUCUACACUCUGGAAGAAGUCACCGUCAGGACUUUCAUUCGAAAGCUAGUCGAAGGACAGAAGUUCCAGAAUUGGGAUACCCAAGAAGCUUCAUUGGUUUUCAAAAUGAACCCUGAAAGCGGAUCCUCUACAACAACACCUGCACUUUACAUUGAGAAUGAAUGGCCAAACUUUAAAGAAUACAUGCACGAACAAGCUUGGAGGCCCGCUAAAGAGGAACUUGAAACCAUAAAUGUAGGUAAUGAAGAAAUCAAGCAAGAGCUGAAAAUAGGGACUUUGAUCACCCCUGAAGAGAAAGAAGAGUUGACUGCACUACUCCGAGAUUACGUAGAUAUCUUUUCCUGGUCCUACGAGGAUAUGCCUGGUUUGGAUACGGAUAUCGUAGUACAUAGGAUACCACUGGUGGAAGGAUGCAAGCCGAUUAAGCAGAAGUUAAGGAGAACUCAUCCGGAGAUCUUAAUCAAAGCAAAGGCAGAAAUUGAAAAACAAUGGAAUGCUGGUUUUUUUGGAAGUAGUCAAAUAAAAAUGGCGCAAGAGGAUAAGGAGAAGACAAUCUUUGUAACACCAUGGGGAACCUUUUGCUACAAAGUCAUGCCAUUUGGUUUAAAGAAUGUUGGGGCCACCUACCAAAGGGCUAUGGUGACUUUGUUUCAUGACAUGAUGCACAAAGAGAUUGAAUUGAGGCUUAACCCAGCGAAGUGUUCAUUUGGGGUGAAAUCCAGUAAGUUGUUGGGAUUUGUGGUGAGUGACAAAGGGAUAGAAGUGGAUCUCGACAAAGUAAAGGCUAUUCAAUCUAUGCCACCUCCCAAGACUGAGAAGGAUGUGAGAGGUUUCUUAGGAAGGUUGAAUUACAUUGCUCGGUUUAUAUCCCAAUUAAUCACGACUUGUGACCCGAUCUUUCAUUUGUUAAGGAAGAAGAACCCUGGAACAUGGAAUGAAGAGUGUGAAGAGGCUUUUGAGAAAAUCAAGCAAUACUUGCUGAAUCCACCCCUGCUUGUUCCUCCUGUACCAGAAAGGCCAUUGAUAUUGUACCUAACAGUAACCGAAACAGCAAUGGGAUGUGUGCUUGGGCAACACGAUGAAACCGGAAGGAAGGAAAGGGUUAUUUAUUACCUGAGCAAGAAGUUCACGGAAUGUGAGUCUAGGUAUACUAUGAUUGAGAAGCUAUGGUGCGCACUGACAUGGGUUGCAAAGAGAUUACGAAAGCCGUGGAAAAGGAGUGUUAUUGCCGAUCACCUGGCUGACCAUGCUAUGGAAGAUUAUGAGUCAUUAAACUUUGACUUUCCCGAUGAAGAUGUGCUUGCAAUCGAGGAAGAGAAAUCAGAUUGGUGGAUUAUGUACUUUGAUGGUGCUGUAAAUGUACGUGGUAACGGAGCGGGUGCAGUGAUAAUCUCUCCUGAUAAGAAGCAGUAUCCAAUUUUAGUUAAGCUGCAGUUCGGGUGCACCAACAACACGGCUGAGUAUGAAGCUUGCAUUCUCAGUUUAGAGGCUGCAUUAGAGAUGAACAUCAGAAAGAUAAAUGUGUAUGGAAACUCAAUGCUGAUCAUUUGCCAAGUAAAAGGAGAAUGGCAAACCAAGGAAGAGAAGUUAAGGCCUUACCAAGAAUACCUUUCUAAACUGGCUAGAGAAUUUGAGGAAAUAGAGUUCACCCAUCUGGGAAGGGAAGGAAACCAGUUUGCAGAUGCUUUGGCCACACUAGCAUCUAUGGCCAAGAUAGACUUUGGGCACAAGGUACAGUUGGUACACAUCAAUAUCACAAAUAACCCAGCUCAUUGCUGCUCAGUCGAAAAAGAAGUGGAUGGAAACCCUUGGUACUAUGAUAUCAAGAAUUUCAUCCAAAACCAGACAUAUCCCAUGGAGGCAUCCAAAAUCGACAAGAAGACCUUGAGGAGGUUGGCAAAAAGCGCGUUACGGGAAGUCCAUGAAGGGAUUUGCUCAACCCAUGCUAAUGGACACGUGAUGGCUAGGAAGAUACAAAGAGUCGGAUACUUCUGGAUGACAUUAGAGAAGGAUUCCAUCGACUAUGUCUGA